Trichoderma aggressivum f. europaeum is the source of this 933-nucleotide messenger RNA. RefSeq lists its product as uncharacterized. The coding region runs from base 1 to 933 and encodes 310 amino acids. Gene Ontology annotation, biological process: mitochondrial phosphate ion transmembrane transport. The transcript has 4 exons. Gene Ontology annotation, molecular function: phosphate transmembrane transporter activity. The record is from RefSeq and is a predicted model, not a curated record. NCBI's taxonomy places the organism in Eukaryota, Fungi, Ascomycota, Sordariomycetes, Hypocreales, Hypocreaceae. Gene Ontology annotation, cellular component: mitochondrial inner membrane.
AUGGCUGCUGCUCAGAUCAGUCUCUCCGAGCCCAAGAAGCUCGAGGGAUUCUCUCUCUACUCUCGUUUCGCCCUCGCUGGUGCCGUCUGCUGCUCCGUCACCCACGGUGGUCUGACCCCCGUCGAUGUCGUCAAGACCCGUAUCCAGCUCGACCCUGCUACCUAUAACCGUGGCCUUAUCGGCGGUUUCCGUCAGGUCAUCCAGAAUGAGGGUGCUGGCGCUCUCCUGACUGGUGCUGGCCCUACCUUUGCCGGUUACUUCCUGCAGGGUGCCUUCAAGUUCGGUGGUUACGAGUUCUUCAAGGCCCAGUUCAUCAACGGACUUGGCCAGGAGACUGCCUCCAACAACCGAACUGCCAUCUACCUGGCUUCCUCUGCCGCCGCCGAGUUCUUCGCCGACAUCGCCCUCUGCCCUCUCGAGGCCACCCGUAUCCGUCUCGUCUCCGAGCCCACCUAUGCCAACGGUCUUGUCGGUGGCUUCUCCAAGAUGCUCAAGAACGAGGGUGUCGGUGCCUUCUACGCCGGUUUCGGACCCAUUCUCUUCAAGCAGAUCCCUUACACCAUGGCCAAGUUCGUCGUCUUCGAGAAGGUUUCUGAGGGCAUCUUCAAGCAGUUCCCCAAGGAGAGCCUCUCCGACGGCAUGCAGACCACUGUCAACCUGGGCUCUGGUCUGAUUGCCGGUUUCGCCGCUGCCAUUGUUUCCCAGCCCGCCGAUACCAUGCUUUCCAAGAUCAACAAGACCAAGGGUCUCCCCGGUGAGGGCACCACCUCCCGUCUGAUCAAGAUUGGCCGUGAGCUCGGCCUCCGUGGCUCCUACACUGGUAUUGGUGCCCGUCUCUUCAUGGUCGGCACCCUGACUGCCGGUCAAUUCGCCAUCUAUGGUGACUUGAAGCGCGUUUUAGGGGCGACGGGUGGAGCGGAGAUUGCCAAGUAA